AUGUACGCCGGCAGACGAGUCGGCGCCGACAUCCGCGCCGCGAUUGUUGGUGGAGACGGACGGCGCGGAGGCGGGCUGUGCGCAGCCCGCUCAGAAGACGGCGUCGGCGUCGGGUACCGAAUCGGCGACUGCGGCUCUAUGCCCAGUGACAGCCAUUGGCUGGCCACCAUGGAUGGUGGCGGUGGUGGGCACGGGCCGUCGCCGUGGAGCGGGCACCGAGGCCGGGGUGGAGCCGGCAAGGCGAGGACCGGCGCUGGAGGCGCCGGUGGAGUUGGUGCCCUCGAUGGUGGCGCCGCGGGCGGAGCCGCGGAUGGCGCCGCGGGCGAAGCCGUGGACGACACCACCGAACGCCGUGACGGAGGGCCGACGUUUGCAUGUCGGUUUCCUCCGAAACGACGUCGUACAGGAAAACGCCCGGGGUUCCUGUUGAGAUCACGGCGUUCGCCACGAAAGCGAUAG
Molecule: messenger RNA, 459 nt
Organism: Sorghum bicolor (sorghum)
Lineage: Eukaryota; Viridiplantae; Streptophyta; Magnoliopsida; Poales; Poaceae
Exons: 1
Coding region: 1-459 (152 amino acids)
Source: RefSeq, a predicted model, not a curated record